AUAAACCUUUUUUGAAUGGUAAGAAUGCCCACUACCCAGUGGUAAGGAUGGGGACCAUUUCGCCUGCCGAGGUUUGUAGUUGCUUCUGACGUUUGUUCGGCUUUCUAUUGCCGAAACAUUGGACGAGCUAUCAUCUGAUAAAAAGUCAAUUCCCUCUACUCUUCGGACUUCCGCUCCGUUUCGGUUUGUUUGAGAUUUGACAAUCAUUACACGCGGGCGCAAGAGGUUGAAAUUGCUAGGUAUAAUCGGGACAGCAUUAGCGAUCGGGAUUCCAUAUCGCAUGUGAAUUCGCUCAAAAGAACUUGGCACCAUCUUCACCUCCUAAGUAGAUAUCGACAUCCCUUUGCUCAAGCCUCAGAUUCUCGUCUUCGCGCCCGAUAAGGAUAUCUCCAUAGAGUGAGAAAUCCCGCACCUUGGUAAACCCGAUCAGACGUAAGCCGAAGACGUCGCCACCAUGUCUUCGAACGAGAAGCACAACGGCAUCAACGAGAAGCUGCAUUCCUCGCUACCGUCCCCCGUCGCCGACCGCCUCCCCCAUAUCCCCGAGAGUAGGGAUGAGUUGAAGGCUGAGCUGAAGGCCGAGUUGGAAGCCGGCGAGAAGGCCGUCAGCUCGAGUAUACGAUCAUUUGCCGCCGGCGGCUUCGGUGGCGUAUGCGCCGUCGUCGUUGGACAUCCGUUCGAUCUGGUGAAGGUGCGCUUACAAACCGCGGACAAGGGCGUGUACUCCUCCGCCAUCGACGUGGUGCGGAAAAGCGUCGCAAGGGAUGGGCUAAGGAGGGGUCUCUACGCAGGUGUCAGUGCGCCGUUAGUGGGGGUGACGCCAAUGUUCGCUGUAUCCUUUUGGGGCUAUGACAUGGGCAAGCGCGUCGUAACUAGCCUCUCGUCCCCGAACCCCAGCGGCACCCUCUCCAUCGCCCAGAUCAGCACGGCCGGCUUCCUCAGCGCCGUCCCGAUGACCGUCAUUACCGCCCCCUUCGAGCGCAUCAAGGUGAUCCUGCAAGUCCAAGGCCAGCGCCUCAAGCCCGGCGAGGAGCCGAAGUACAAGGGCGGUCUCGACGUCGUGCGCCAGCUCUACCGCGAAGGUGGCGUGCGCUCCGUCUUCCGCGGCAGCGUCGCCACGUUCGCGCGCGACGGCCCUGGGUCUGCCGCCUACUUCGCCGCGUACGAGUUUAUCAAGCGAAGGCUUACGCCGCUAGACCCAGUGACGGGCAAGCCGAAGGGCGAGUUGAGCUUACUCGCUAUCACGGCAGCCGGCGGUGCGGCGGGUGUGGCGAUGUGGACGCCCGUGUUCCCUAUCGAUACGAUUAAGAGCCGACUGCAGACGGCCGAGGGUAAGACGAGCAUAGGGCGUGUGUUCAAGGAGCUAUACGGCAAGGGAGGGAUCAAGGCGUUCUUCCCCGGCUUCGGACCUGCUCUUGCCAGAGCGGUGCCUGCGAAUGCGGCAACGUUCUUGGGCGUCGAGCUAGCGCAUCAAUUCUUCAAGAAGAUGUUUGAUUGAGCACUUGAUUUAUCGCCAGGAUUGCGGUAGUUGGGGUGUUGGUUCGACACAGUCUGCAUAGUCUGCAUAUUGCCGAAUGCCCAGAACUGUCUACUAAGGACCUGCCUAGGUGGUUACUGAGCUUGGUAAAGGUGUGUGGAAGAAGAAAGCAAGGGCUUGAAAAGAGGACUCGCUAGAGUAGAAGAAGUCACUGGACG
Annulohypoxylon maeteangense is the source of this 1695-nucleotide messenger RNA. Its product is annotated as mitochondrial carrier. Gene Ontology annotation, cellular component: mitochondrial envelope. NCBI's taxonomy places the organism in Eukaryota, Fungi, Ascomycota, Sordariomycetes, Xylariales, Hypoxylaceae. The transcript is spliced from 2 exons. Gene Ontology annotation, biological process: mitochondrial transport; carnitine transmembrane transport. The record is from RefSeq and is a predicted model, not a curated record. The coding region runs from base 455 to 1498 and encodes 347 amino acids. Gene Ontology annotation, molecular function: O-acyl-L-carnitine transmembrane transporter activity.